UGAAAUUUUCAGAGCAGAAAACAGAGGAAAAGAAUAACCAAACUAAAAAACAGAGGAAAACAAUAUUUUUAUUUUCUUUUAAUUUAAAAUAAGAAGAAGAAAUACAAGAAAUUAUUUGAAGAUGAGUGAAAUUGUAUUAUUCAUAGAAGAUUUAGAUAAUUUCCCGAAUUAUUGUAGAAUUUGUCAUGAAGCAGAGUUUGAAAGUUGCAGGAAAUUAGAAGCUCCUUGUUCUUGUUCUGGAACAGUCAAGUUUGCUCAUAGAGAAUGCAUUCAAAGAUGGUGUGAUGAAAAAGGAGAUAUAAUUUGUGAAAUUUGCUUACAGAAAUAUGAACCAGGAUACACAGCAAUUCCCAAACAACCCAAGAAAAUUGUGGUCUUAGAUGAAGUUGUAAGCAUCAGGGGAAGUUUGGAAGUUCCAAGAAGAGAACAAGAAUCUCAAAAUGAAGAGUUAUUAGCCAUAGCUGAAUGUUCAUCAGAAGCAGAAAGAAGUGCUUCUUGUUGCAGAACAGUUGCCAUUAUUUUUACAAUUCUUUUAUUGUUGAGACACACGUUAGAUGUGCUACUUGGAGGAGCAGAACAACACCCCUUCUCACUUUUAACUGUACUAAUUCUACGUAGUUGUGGAGUAAUAGUUCCAAUGUACAUAAUAAUUAGGACAAUAUCAGCUGUCCAAAACAGCAUCAGACGGCAUCGCGUCCUUCAUGAAAAUCUUAUGCAAAAUACCAAUGAGAACAGAGAUACAUAUGACGAGGAGGAGCAAAUUCAUCAAGUAUAGAAUGAUAAGAACUUGUACAUUUUCAUAAUUAUUUUUUAGCUUGUAAAACACCAAUGUACAUCGACACUCGAAAAAGAAAGAAGAAAAAGAGAAAUCCUCAAGAAGGAAAAUAGAAUAGAAGUUAGUUUGUACAUUUUAUAUGUAUAAUUGAUUAACAAUUCAUUGUA
Messenger RNA from Spinacia oleracea (spinach), 942 nucleotides. RefSeq lists its product as uncharacterized. The record is from RefSeq and is a predicted model, not a curated record. NCBI's taxonomy places the organism in Eukaryota, Viridiplantae, Streptophyta, Magnoliopsida, Caryophyllales, Amaranthaceae. Gene Ontology annotation, molecular function: zinc ion binding; ubiquitin-protein transferase activity. Bases 122 to 775 code for a protein of 217 amino acids. Gene Ontology annotation, cellular component: membrane. The transcript is spliced from 7 exons. Gene Ontology annotation, biological process: protein ubiquitination.